Messenger RNA from Mesorhabditis spiculigera, 1149 nucleotides. NCBI's taxonomy places the organism in Eukaryota, Metazoa, Nematoda, Chromadorea, Rhabditida, Rhabditidae. The record is from the annotation of a GenBank genome assembly.
AUGUCUGGACCAGUUGCAUCUAUGCGGAUUCAGCGAACCACGAUCUGGACCACGAAUAUCGUCGUGAGCAAGGAUAUCGAAUUGAGCAUUAUCUACAAGUGGCAUCCGCAGCCGUCAAUACAUUUGAAAUGGCAGAAUAAGGCAACAAGCGAAACCCGGAAAUUCAUUUACAAAAACGCAGACCUGAAGGGGUGGUUGAAACUUCUGGAGAGACUGAGACCAGCAUCGUUUGCAAUCACCGUUGCUGCAGGAUUGAGCAAGGAUAAUAUUGCGCAAGUGCGGACGAUCCGAAGUCGUCUCAAUGGCGCACCUAAUAUGUGGGGAAGCGAUUGUGACGUCAACGACAGUUCGAAAGUACGCUAUCUGGAAUGGGUCGAAUCUCUGGCUGACCUACCCAGUAUCGGGCUCAGGGUGUUUAUCAGUCGACGUGGCGAGAUCGAGACGGUUUUCAAUAUUUUCGAAGCGAUCCUACAGCUCCUCAUUCAAAAGCUUCCACCUCAGGGGAAUCGGCCUAGAACUUUCAUUAUGUAUUUCCAACUAUGUAAUGAAUAUCGUCAUGAUACCUGCCAACAGUGGGCAGAUGAUCGAAUAUUUUCUGCCAGGUUGAAGGAGACAAUGGCGUCUGUGGAUUUACCAGAAGGAGCGACACUCUUCGAAAAUUUUUCACCGCCUCCUAAAAUGGAACAAAGAAUUUUCGUUUUGGCGCAGGGAGAGUGGUCUGCCGCUUUUCGUUACGACAACUCUCCAAUCCCUGACUUUCUACAUUGGGCCGAAAAGCUCGUUGGGUUGCCCGUACUGGGGCUGGUGUCCUAUAUUCAUCAUCGAUCUCAGAUCGUGCCACUGCUGGAUGUCCUUAAAGAGCUCCUCGCAUUUUUCCUCUACAAGCAUCCACCUCAAGCAGAACAAACUAGGAUUUUCCUGAUGGUUGUCGAUCUAGCACUGGUCUAUGAACUUUCACAACAGGUCCAGGAAGCUCUUCAUCGUCAAUUUUCGAAAACACUGGAAGAAAUCGUCGAAUCCGUACGAUUGCCGGAUGGCACGAUGCUUUUCGACAAUUAUUCAGCGCCUCCGAUGAUGCACCGAAGAAGUUAUGUUUUGACGCAGGGAUUUGAUGGGAAUCCGGAGGAACUAAAGCCAACGAACGGCCUU